Molecule: messenger RNA, 3332 nt
Organism: Musa acuminata AAA Group (dessert banana)
Lineage: Eukaryota; Viridiplantae; Streptophyta; Magnoliopsida; Zingiberales; Musaceae
Product: U-box domain-containing protein 52
Exons: 10
Coding region: 969-2885 (638 amino acids)
Biological process (GO): protein phosphorylation
Molecular function (GO): protein kinase activity; ATP binding
Source: RefSeq, a predicted model, not a curated record
AAAGGUGAUUUUGAAAUUCUUUAAAUGACAGAAUACGUACUCAUUUAAACCCGUAGGUCCGGUUCGAUCCAUAUGCAAUGCGCCACAACAAACCCGGUUCAAGCUCGUACCCGUAUAAACCCCCCACCUCAGUUUUUAGGACGACAAAAUAGACUUCUCCCACGUAACUUACUCUGAAUGGUCGUUGGAAGCAACGAUGUCAUGGGUCCCACGUGAACUCCACCGUCCACGUGGUAACCGGUUGGGUAGGAAGCAAUCGGGUAUGGAACUUGUUGCAUAGCCUAGAGUAUACCAACCCCCAAGAAUAGGGGAGAAGGAAGAGUGGUCAAUUGUCUCCGAGGAAGGAGAAAAAUUGGAGAGCAUACCUGAAAUGAUGGAGAGCCCCACGGCUGAGGAGUUCACCAUUUGAAGGGAGAGAGCAAAUUGUAGCUGAGAAAAAGGAUCAACCAUUCUUCUUCUUCUUCUUCCUUUCCGGCAGUCUGAAAACUGGAUCAAACAAUCCAAGAAGUUGAGCCACAGAGGAAGAGAAAUACAAGAGAAUGUAUACUCACAGGAGCAGUGGGCGUCUAGAACACAUGCAUGUCGAUGCGGCAUCUCCAUUGGUGGCAGUGGCCAUUGACAAGGACAAAGGAAGCCAGAAUGCUCUGAAAUGGGCAGCAGAAAACCUUGUCACCAGAGGCCACACCCUCACCCUCAUCCACGUCAACGUUAGGAGCCACUCAACUUCGAGCCGAAAGAAUGCCGGUGGUUGCAUAGAACCAAUGGAUCAUCAUACAAAAGAACUCUUCCUUCCAUUUCGCUGUUUCUGUACACGUAAAAAUUUUGGCAAGUUCUAAAAAUGGUGCUAACAGUUACAUUACAAGGAUGUGGUUCUGGGAGGUCAUGAUGUAGCUAAGACUAUAACCGAAUUCGUUUCACAUGCUGCCAUAGAGAAGCUGGUAGUUGGUGCUCCAUCAAAGGGUGGACUUAUGAGGAGAUUCAAACAUCACGACAUCACCACCAAUAUCACAAAGGGGGCACCUGAUUUCUGCACCGUUUAUGUAAUAGCCAAAGGGAAAGUAUCAGCCAUGAAGAAUGCCACACGACUAGCUCCAAUUGUUUCUCCUCUUCGUGAUCAAAUUCAAAGCCAAGUGAGCCUCAAGCCUAAUGCAAUGUCUCAUCACUUCUUGCUUGGUUCAGAAGCGACAAGCGACGUAGCUUCUGACACUCACAGCCUGCAUCAUGAAGAUUCGAUCAAGUCGCCAUAUGCCAAGGUGCUGCGGGGUUCCAGCACAAAGUCAUAUGCAGAUACUUCAUUCACUGACACUGACAUAUCAUUUGUGAGCUCGGACACUGAUAUAUCAUUUGUCAGCUCUGGAAGGCCAAGCAAUGAACGUAGUUUAGCUCUAAGGUUAUCAAGUGGAUCAGAAGGUAUUGAUAACAGCUUUGAGAUGGUGCGAACAUCACAUAAGUCGGUGGAUCCAUACUUAACCAGAAAUGAGGGUAGUACUGGAACAUCAUGGUCAUCACAGACCAUGGAAGAUGUAGAAGAAGAAAUGAAGAGGCUGAGGCUAGAACUCAAGCAUACUAUGGACAUGUACAACAAAGCGUGCAAAGAUGCACUCACAGCUAAACAAAAGGCAAUGGAGCUCCAGCGUUGGAAAAUAGAGGAGGAGAAGAGGUUAUAUGAAGCACAUAUGGCAGAGGAAGCUGCCAUGGCUUUGGUGGAGAGAGAAAGAGCUAAGUGUAGGGCAGCAAUAGAAGCAGCUCAAGCUGAGCACAGGCUAGCAGAGCUAGAAGCACAAAAGAGAAUAGAUGCAGAAAUGAAAGCAAUUAAAGAGGCUGAGGUGAUGAAGAAAGCACUAGAUUCCUUGGCACAUGCAGAUGUGAGGUACAGAAAGUAUGCAAUUGAGGAAAUAGAAGCUGCCACAGAGUACUUUGCAGAUCAUUAUAAAAUUGGAGAGGGUGGUUAUGGUCCUGUCUAUAAAUGUUAUCUGGAUCAUACGGCAGUUGCCGUUAAGGUUCUACGUCCAGAUGCAGCUCAAAGCAGGUCACAGUUUCAUCAAGAGGUUGAAAUACUGAGCUGCAUUAGGCAUCCAAACAUGGUUCUGCUUCUAGGUGCCUGCCCGGAGUAUGGCUGUCUUGUGUUUGAAUAUAUGGCUAAUGGAAGCUUGGAGGACCGCCUUUUCCGGAAAGCAAACACACCUGUAAUUCCCUGGCAAUAUAGGUUUCAAAUUGCUGCUGAGAUUGCCACAUGCCUCCUCUUCUUACACCACAAGAAGCCAGAGCCACUUGUUCACCGAGACCUCAAGCCUGGAAACAUCCUUCUUGACAAAUACUAUGUGAGCAAGAUCAGUGAUGUUGGUCUAGCCCGGCUUGUUCCCCCAUCAGUUGCAAACAGUGUCACACAGUACCGCAUGACCUCCACAGCUGGAACAUUCUACUAUAUUGAUCCCGAGCACCAGCAGACAGGCAUGCUUGGUGUGAAGUCUGACAUAUACUCUCUUGGAAUUCUGCUGUUGCAGAUUAUAACAGCAAAGCCUCCCGCAGGGCUAACACGCCAUGUGAGCCAUUCAAUUGAAAAAGGAACAUUUGAUGAAAUGUUAGAUGCAGAGGUAACUGACUGGCCAGUUGAGGAGGCUCAGCACCUUGCUGAAAUAGCACUCAAGUGCACAGAGCUGAGAAGGAAGGAUCGACCAGAUCUUGAAAGAGUUGUGUUACCAGAACUAGAGAGGCUAAGAUCUCUUGCAGAAGAUAACAUGCUUUAUUCCACCAUGCCAAGCAGUACUCGUAGUCAUAGUCCAUCCAUCCAUAGUCGAGUUUCCCCACAGGAUAUUGUCAGUGAUUCACUAAUGACACAAUCUGGUUAUGAAAGUUCAAGCGAAUCGUCUGCAACAGGACCAUGAUCAAAUGUUGCAUGAGAAGAUGGGUGAUAACAUGACUUAUCUGUAGUUCCCACCACAAUGAUUAGCAAACUGCUACUUUGAUAAGUGUAUCAACUUUUCUUUUUGGUUUGUGCAGGUAAGUUUGUGACCAAGCUGCCUAAGCUGGUCUUAUAUAGCCAAAGUUAGUUUCCAUUAGUAGAAUCAGUAAGUUCUUCAAUGCAGUAGCUACAAGCAACACGUAAGACGAGUGCUUCAAGCAGAAUUUGCUUGAUGCAGUACAACCUCCUAAAUGAGGCAGGCAGAAGUUUCAAGAAAAACUUGUGGCAACAGCCAAUUAGUUUGUAGAAGCAUAUACUGGAAUUUUUUUCUUUUUUAUUUUCUAGUACCAUAUUUUACAAGUUUUACCAGGUUUUACAGGGAAACAUUUAGUUCGUAGACAUCUCUGCUGAAUAUAUUUUUUUAUGCCAA